AUGACAGAGGCCAUUUAUGCUGAAAUCGACAAAAAGUAUGCCGACAUUGCGUCUACUCUUUCUGAGAAAGACAAGAUGGUUUUGGGCCUUGCGUACUGUCCUUUGGACGGGGAACUUACGAGGGAUCGCAUUCGUGUUCGCAAGCUCUAUCGCAAGUACAACCUUUCUGCACCGGCGACCAUGUCCAUGGAUCCUUCCGAUGAAGGUGACGACGACUCAGAUGAUAUAAUGGGGGUCCAGAGGCGCGAGUUACUCGCUCAAAUCUUCGGUCUUGAUGAUGAGCAAAAACACCGAAUCGAGAUCGAACCUCCAUUUUACCUAGACUAUGGCUACAAUGUCAAAUUUGAAGGAGCUUUCUAUGCUAAUUCAAAUGCGACAAUUUUAGACUGUGCUGAGGUUACGUUUGGCCAUGGCGUACUUUUGGGACCAGGAGUGCAUAUUUAUGCAGCUACUCACUCAGUGAAUGCAAGAGAGCGGGACGCAGUUCUAGAGAGAGCUUUACCUGUAAAAAUCGGAAAAAAUUGCUGGAUAGGUGGAAACACGACAAUUGUUGCAGGUGUGAAUAUUGGAGAAAAUACCACAAUUGGAGCAGGAAGUGCUGUUACAAAAAAUAUUCCAAAAAAUUGUGUUGCAGUCGGUUGCCCUGCUAAAGUCAUUAAAUAUAUUUAA
Molecule: messenger RNA, 669 nt
Organism: Malassezia restricta
Lineage: Eukaryota; Fungi; Basidiomycota; Malasseziomycetes; Malasseziales; Malasseziaceae
Product: maltose acetyltransferase
Exons: 7
Coding region: 1-669 (222 amino acids)
Molecular function (GO): acetyltransferase activity
Source: RefSeq, a predicted model, not a curated record